GCCGCCCUGCUCUCCGAGACCCGGCGGGAGGGCGAGGCGCUCCGGCUUCGCGGACAGCAUGAGCGGUUGGAUACCUUUGGUACAGAUGUGAACCACCCAACAGCCUGCUUUAAAAUAAAAGCAACUGAUUUGAACACAAACCAGAGUGUUUUUCAAGCUUGACCCUUUUGGAAUUGGAAGCCUAUUCAGCAUCUCUACUGGUUGACCGUUGUAGGAAGUGGGAUGGCAGGGCUGCAGAACAGUGCUGCCAGAAGACAGUUUCUACUUGAGCGUUUAUUGGAUGCCGUUAAACAGUGCCAGAUCAGAUUUGGAGGAAGAAAAGAGAUAGCUUCUGAUUCAGAUAGCAGAGUUACGUGCCUCUGUGCGCAGUUUGAAUCCGUCCUUCAGCACGGCUUAAAGAGGACCCGGGGGUUAGCUUUAACCGCAGCAGCCAUCAAGCAAGUCACAGGCUUCUCCAGUAAAACUGAAAUGGAAUCCAUGUUCUGGUACUACGUGAAAGAAGUUCUUAAUAAACAUGAAUUGCAACGAUUCUAUUCUCUGAGGAAUAUCACUACAGAUACGGGUCGAGGUCGGGCUUGGCUACGUUGUGCUCUCAACGAACAUUCCUUAGAAAGAUAUUUGCAUAUGUUGCUUGCAGAUAAAGCUCAUCUUAGUGUCUUCUAUGAAGACUGGUCCUUCCUGAUGGAUGAAGAACACUCCAGUAUGAUUCCUACAAUGGCAGCUGGGCUGAACUCUAUUCUUUUUGCAAUCAACAUUGAUAAUAAGGAUUUAAAUGGACCAAGCAAGUGCCCACCCUCAGUCUCUGACCUUCUCAAGGAAUCGACCCAGAAUGUGACCUCCUUGCUGAAGGAAUCCACCCAAGGUGUUAGCACCCUCUUCCGGGAGAUCACAGCUUCUUCUCCUGUUUCCAUGUUAAUCAAAUCUGAUCAAGAUGCUGACCUGCUGCCUAUUUUAUCCAAGAGUGUCAGUGGAGAUUUAAAAUACCGAAAAGAUCGAAUGAAGAAAAAGAAGAAAAUCACAAAAAUCAUUUCAUUUGAUGAGGAAGAUGGUCAACUUUUGGGGAACCCCUUACGGGUGACAGCUGCAGGGGAAGACUCAGAAGAAUGUUCUGAGAGGCUUUCAGCCUCUGUAGCUUCUCCUGCAGCUGAGCAACUGGAUCAGCUGAACGGCGACCAGGCUGUGACUUCGCUGAAAAAUCUUUCUGAAUAUCUGAACGGUGACUAUAGCUUCCUGAAGCUGGAUGUUAAAAGUAUAGAUGAUGAAGAUGCAGAUGAGAAUGAAGAGAGCAGUGCCAGAACAUUUGGAAACCACAGUCGGAUGGAAGACACAGAUGUGCUCACAAAACCUGCUGAAGGUGUGACAUCCCAUUCACCGGUUUGCACUGGAACUCCCCUGCAAAUGCUGAACGAUGACUCUGAUGAAUUAUUCCCUGUCAGUGCUGUGGGUUCUUUCUCCCAGACUGAAAAUCUGGAGGAUGGCAACGAACAUGAAAACACAGAUUUUUCAGUAGAAUUGACUCAGACAAAUGCUGAAUUGCACUACAGCAUGCCCCAAAGGCACAAAACUCUGGGGGAGUUGAAAACAUCGGGGCCAGGAAGGAAAGGAGGGUUAAUAGAAGAAGAGGGGACCAGCCACAGCAGCCAGUGCGUGAAAAGGGUAGAAACUAGCUCUCCUGUCCACAAGAAUGCUUUAAAUGAACUCCUGCCUUCAGACAGCGUGCCAGAAUCGAUGACCGUUGCGGAACUUCGGCAAGCUAUUGUAGCCAUGAUGAACAGAAAACAUGAACUAGAAGAACAGAAUAGUUCCUUGCGGAGUCUCUUGGAUGGGGAGAUGGAACAUUCAGCGGGACUCCGUCAAGAGGUGGACAACCUGAAGAAGAAAGUUUUGGAACAUGAAGAACGUUAUACAGUGAGGAUCCAGGCCUUGGCAAGGGAAAACGAGGUGCUAAAAGUCCAGCUAAAGAAAUAUGUUGGUGCUGUCCAGAUGCUGAAAAGAGAAGGUCAGACCAUGGAAGUCUUGCCAAAUCUUUGGAACACAGACAGUGAAUUUUCCAUUCUUGAACAAAAGCAAGUUGAAAACAACGAAGAACGAGCAAACUCAUAUGAAAGGAAGCUGAUUGAGGUGGCAGAAAUGCAUGGGGAACUGAUUGAAUUCAAUGAAAGGCUGCAUCGUGCCUUGAUGGCUAAAGAAGCUCUUGUGACUCAGAUGAGACAAGAACUCAUUGAUCUGAGAGGACCGGUUCCUGGAGAUCUCAGUCAAACCUCUGAAGAUCAAAGCUUGUCAGAUUUUGAAAUAUCAAACCGAGCACUUAUAAAUGUCUGGAUUCCUUCAGUCUUUCUCCGUGGAAAAGCAGCGAAUGCAUUUCAUGUUUAUCAAGUAUAUAUCAGGAUAAAAGAUGACGAGUGGAACGUUUAUCGGAGGUACACGGAAUUCAGGGGACUUCACCACAAGUUGCAGAUGAAGUAUCACCAAGUACGAAGUUUUAACUUCCCACCAAAAAAGGCUAUUGGAAACAAGGAUGCAAAGUUUGUAGAGGAACGACGGAAACAGUUGCAGAACUACUUAAGAAAUGUGAUGAACAAAGUAAUCCAGACUCUGCCAGAAUUUAUUGCCAACCCUAAAAAAGAGACUCUCGUCCAACUGAUGUCCUUUUUUGUGGACUUCCAACCUGCAGGAGAAUCGGCGAGCAAAACCAGUCGCCGGCGAGCGACCACACACUUUCCAAGGCUGUCUCGGAGCCAUCCAAAGGAACCACGCAAUCCGGAACCUCAAAGUGGCGACCUCUGACCCGUGAGAGCAUGACACCUGCAAGGACCAUGUCACGUUGGCGGCCUUUGAGUUCGAUCAUCCAAGCCGAUGAGAGAGGACGAAAAGCGGUCAACAACAACGGCAUUGAAUUUGUCACCAGAAAAGAUACUGUCUUGUCGAAACACCACAUUGCCCAAUUGGAUAAACCACCUUUGAAGUAGCAGUCCUUUUCCAAAAUAAUCAGGGGUCUCUUUUGCCCUAGGGCUAAAAUGAUAGAAAGAGAGUUGUUUCCAUUUCCCUUGACUGAGCCAUAGCACAGUGGCUUCUCUUUCAUCUGUGAGAGGUUUUGUAGAUCGUAUGGUGGUGAUGCAGUUCCCUUCAUAGUCAGUAUUGCUCUCUUAGGCUUGUGGAUUUGUCAGAAUGACAUUUCCUGUAACUGUAAUUAUAGUUAGCAUUAUUGGGCUAUUUAUUUUAAGCCAUGUUUCCCCUUUGUUCCUGCUUGUUUCUUUCCCCAAGUUAGAGCAACAAGAAGUCGCAGGGACCAGUUUUCAUGCUUCUGUGCAAUUCAUCCCAGAUCUUGUAAGGCCAAAUCUACAGAUUCAUUGAUGAAUCAUCCUGCUUUGAUGUUAAGGCAGUUUGAUGUUCAUCAUUUCUUUUAAGUGGAAUUAUUAAUGAUGAGUUUGAGGGGGGCUGGAAAAACCUUUCUGGAGCAGAAACUUUCCACCUGUUUGCUUGAACUUCCACUAUUGAUUUUUUGGCAGCAUGUUACAAAAGGUCUUUCUCAGCAUCAAAAUAAGUAGACGGCUUCAGGCCAUUCUUUUCAUCCUCUUAAAAAAAAUGGAAGUAACUCUGGCAAAGACUCCAAAAUGAAAAUGCAUCAGUGCUCAUCUCCUUUAAUGGAAAUGUUUUCUUGCAAAAAUGACUCAAAGGGUACAAAGCAAGGUGAUGGGAAACCUGAAGGGGAGAACAUGGAGCCAAAUUCACUCUGAGCACACCGCACUUGUACAGGCAACCUCUUUUUCUUUCUUUAAGAAGCUCUGCUCAGCCAUUAGCAAGAAUGUAGUCUAGCCUUCCUUAGCAGAGCAUCUGUAUUCUCCCGUGUAACCAUUUAAGUAUGUCGCACUCUGUUUUAUUCUACUGAACUCCCCUUUCUGAAUAUCAAAGCACGUUCCCAGAGAAGCAUUUGUACCCAGCUAGUUUUUGCACUCUCCCUGUCCCCAAAUAAUAGAAGGAUUUGUAAACUUUCGAGCAAGUUGGUAUAUUGGCUCAAAGAGCAUGAAUAAUCCAGAACAGCACUCUUUUGGAGAAAGGCCUGUCUGAAUUAGCACAAUUCAGUGAGAUUGAAUGUGAAAACAGAAGACAAGGAACUGAGUUAGAGUCACGUCACAUGCUGAUUGCACUGGCCUUGUGGCCAAUCCCCUGAGUUUUGGGGAACCACUUUGCAGCUGAAAUCGAGAUGAUUCAGAUGCCCUGCAUGAGUUGUUUUGAGCUUGGCUGAAUAAUAAAAUUCUACAUUUGUACUCUCCCCCCUACCCCUUUCCAACUGUAAGCCCGCAGGCAGGGCCACGUCCUUUGAUCAGAAGUCUACGCCAAGGACUUUUGCCUAGUCAGAUCCUUGAUCAAAGGACGUUGGAAAAAGCAGUCAUGGGAAUCAGCCAGAAUUUGACUCAGGAACAUAGAAAAGGUUACUCUGAAGGUGUAGGACUAUCAAGGAUGUUUUUUUUAAAAAAAAUGUGCACCAUGAGACAUUAGCAGAAAUAGCAUUAAGAGAUGUUAUUCGGUUAGGACUUGUGUGCCGAAGACGAGGAAUGGAAAUAUUGGGGAAAAGCUGGGAAAAAAACACCCUCUGCUCCCAAACUAUCAAAUCUGCAUUCUUAGUUCCUAGAAGAUUCCUAGCUUUGGUUUUGGGGGGGUGAGGGAGGGGGUACUCUCCUCUCCUAACAAGGCAGGCUACUGGCAGGGAACAAUAUCAUAGAGGAGGGGUUUCUUAGUAUGCCUAGAGUGGCUUUACUGGUUAGCAGUAAGUAGCUAUUUCACACAGCUCUUUUUGGAACUCACGGCCAAAAGGGCACCAUCAUGUUGUACGAACACGUGCUUUGGAGCACGUCCCAUUGAUUACAGCUGGACUUAAGCAGCGGAGAGACUAGGCUUCAUGAGAAUGCAAUGUUUCAGAGGCUUUCUGUGUAUUUCAUUUCCAUGCCUCUGUUCUGAUACACAUAUUCUAAAACAGUGUUUCUCAACCUUGGCAACUUUAAGAGGUGCAGACUUCAGUUCCCAGAA
Messenger RNA from Python bivittatus (Burmese python), 5028 nucleotides. It is a transcript of the gene SNX29, whose product is annotated as sorting nexin 29. Gene Ontology annotation, molecular function: phosphatidylinositol binding. The record is from RefSeq and is a predicted model, not a curated record. Lineage: Eukaryota; Metazoa; Chordata; Lepidosauria; Squamata; Pythonidae.